AUGCUUUUUACAGUUUUCGACCCCUCCAUCCCGGAGCAAGAAACCAUCCUAACUGAUUAUGAUUUCAACAUGAUUGGCCAUUUCCGUGACAAUGACCAAUGGUUUGUCAACGACUCCGCUAUGUACAACCCACUCCGUUUCGAAGGAGAUAUUGCCAAUAGUGGUCUCAACUCCCGCUCUAUUAACACUUUUCUUGGUGAUAGCCCCUUAUUCGGGAUUUUCGGAGUACAGAGAAAUGCAGUGAGGCAGACUUAUUUGAAAUGGGAGCAAGCUCGAAUCCCAUACACAAUCAGUUCUCAAUACUCUUCCUAUAGCCGAACAAAAAUCGCAGAAGCUAUUGAAGAGUACCGAAAAAAGACUUGCAUUGAUUUUUCACCGAAAAGUGCAGGAGAUCUGGAUUAUAUUCAUAUUGUGCCAGAUGAUGGUUGCUAUUCGUUGGUUGGGAGAAUCGGUGGAAAACAACCAGUGAGUCUUGGUGAUGGUUGUAUCCAAAAAGGAAUUAUUAUCCAUGAACUUAUGCACGCUGUUGGAUUCUUCCAUGAACAAAGUCGAGCAGAUCGUGACGAGUAUGUGAAAAUCAACUGGAGUAAUGUGGAAGCAGGACUGCAGGACCAAUUUGAUAAAUAUUCGCUUAAUAUGAUCGAUCAUUUGGGGACAAAAUAUGAUUAUGGAUCUGUGAUGCAUUAUGCUCCAACUGCGUUUAGUAAGAAUGGAAAACCAACCAUUGAGCCAAUCGAGAAAAAUGUGGAAAUCGGACAGAGAACUGGAUUCAGUGAAAAUGAUAUCUACAAGAUUAACAUGCUGUAUAACUGUCCUAGUUUCACCACCACAAUGGCUCCAGUAGAGAGUUCAAAACGAGUAAAGAGCAUUACAAAGAAAGUCACAAGUGCUACUGCUAGUCCCAUCUCUAAAAAAGGAGAAAUUGGGUCCUCAAUUGGAGAUAAAGGAGAUCGAGGAGACAACUCCAUUCUGAGCUCAUUGAUUUCCAUACAUUCUGGUAAAGAAAAAUGUGAAGAUCGAAGAAAAGACUGCGAAUUCUUAGCUAGAGCUGGUCACUGUGAAAGCCGAUUCAGUGUUCGGUUCAUGACCGAGAAUUGUGCUAACAGUUGCCGAAAGUGUAAAAAUUGGUGCUACCGGUAUACAAAGAAAUUGAGACAUCGAGAAAGACGGGAUGGGUAUCUGGAAAGAUUUUUGCGGCGGGAGGAGGAUGGGUGUGUAAUUGGAAAGCAUAAUUGA
Molecule: messenger RNA, 1236 nt
Organism: Caenorhabditis briggsae
Lineage: Eukaryota; Metazoa; Nematoda; Chromadorea; Rhabditida; Rhabditidae
Gene: Cbr-nas-13
Product: Protein CBR-NAS-13
Exons: 8
Coding region: 1-1236 (411 amino acids)
Biological process (GO): proteolysis
Molecular function (GO): metalloendopeptidase activity; zinc ion binding
Source: RefSeq, a predicted model, not a curated record